This is a messenger RNA of Manduca sexta (tobacco hornworm), 1930 nucleotides long. Its product is annotated as glutamine synthetase 2 cytoplasmic. Gene Ontology annotation, cellular component: cytoplasm. Lineage: Eukaryota; Metazoa; Arthropoda; Insecta; Lepidoptera; Sphingidae. Gene Ontology annotation, molecular function: glutamine synthetase activity. The record is from RefSeq and is a predicted model, not a curated record. The coding region runs from base 179 to 1327 and encodes 382 amino acids. The transcript is spliced from 8 exons.
GGAGACGAAAAUAAGCGCGCGAUCGAGACGAACCUCAGUAUGUCAAGGGCUGUAUACAGUACUAACGUGUUAACAAGCUUGUUUCUUAUGUUAUUAUAAGUGGAAAAAUCAAUGUUCCUUUAAUUGGUAGUGAAAAAAAAAACUAGUUUGAAUUUAGAACGCAAAAGAUUACACCAUCAUGCCGGAAGCGCAGAACAUGGUUCAAGAUAACCCUAAAAUUCUAUCUGGAAGAGUGUUAUCCAACUCUCCCAACGCCGUCCUUUCGAAGACCCUUCUGAACCGGUAUUACGACCUACCGAUUCCGGCCGACAAAAUCCUAGCGACGUACGUCUGGGUAGACGGCAGCGGGGAACAUGUGCGCUGCAAGGACAGGACCCUGAACUUCAUACCUAAGUCACCUAAAGAACUGCCUGUAUGGAACUUCGACGGCAGCUCGACUGGCCAAGCUGACAGGACCAACUCCGACGUGUUUCUCAAACCCCAGACCAUUUAUAAGGACCCGUUCCGGCGAGGCAACCACGUGCUGGUCAUGUGCGAUACUUACAAAUCCAAUAUGGAGCCUACAGAUACCAACCACCGAAUAAAAUGCCAAGAAGCUUACGACAAAUGCAAAGAUCAGGAACCAUGGUUCGGGAUAGAACAGGAAUAUAUCCUGCUGGAUUCAGACUUGCGCCCGUUCGGCUGGCCCCCGGGCGGAUAUCCCCCACCGCAAGGGCCUUACUACUGCGGCGUAGGGGCGAAUAAGGUCUUCGCUAGGGACCUUGUGGAGGCACAUUACAAAUGUUGUUUGUACGCCGGGGUGCCUAUAUCGGGAACCAACGCAGAGGCAAUGCCUUCGCAAUGGGAGUUCCAAGUCGGGCCCUCGGUUGGGGUUGCGGCAGGAGAUGACCUCUGGAUGGCGCGGUUCAUCCUCCACCGCCUCGCUGAGGAGUUUGGAGUCAUCGUGUCCUUUGACCCUAAGCCUGUCAGCGACUGGAACGGAUCUGGUGCUCACCAUAACUUCUCUACUAAGAAGAUGAGGGAACCUAAUGGUAUUAUUGAAAUAGAGCGCGCUAUAGAGAAGCUGUCGCGUGUGCACAUGAGGCACAUCAAAGUGUACGACCCGCGCGGCGGCAAGGACAAUGAGCGGCGACUCACUGGACUGCACGAGACUGCCAGCAUCAAUGACUUCACAGCAGGUGUAGCGAGUCGCGGCAGCAGUAUUCGAAUACCGCGAAUAGUAUCCGAAAAUAAGUGCGGAUAUCUGGAAGACCGCCGGCCGGCAUCGAACUGCGAUCCCUACGCCGUCACUGAUGCACUUAUGCGCACGUGUAUACUCGACGAAUAAAUUCCAAAUCACAGCCAUGGAAAACUAGAGAUAAUCAUAAAAAUAGUUUAUUUUUUUAAAUUGGUAAUUGUGCUGUCAUCUAUGGUAUUAUAUACCAAACAUAACAUCUAAUAAAUAAAAUAACAGCUCACAUUUCGCGCAAUGUGACUUCGAAUCAGUUGAUUUGCUUUUUUAUGUCCUUACUUGAAUAUUUUACCGUUGUACCUACAGUGCAUAACAGAUGGCGCAAUUCGUUUCGGAUCAGGGGCGUAGCUUACUAUAAAGAGGCCCUAUAUACAAAUUCCCCCAACAAAUUCAGGAGAGUGCGAAAUCUGGGCGCCCGUUUUAAUGUAGAUAUGGACCAAGAAGGCUCGGAACCCCGUACAAUGGGACGACUGAUAUAGCGAUAGUUGCGCCCACAGUAUCGCAUAAUACCCGACAACGCAUACACUCACCUAAUGAAAAUAUCCGACAUAAUAUUUGCAUCAUUGUAUUUGUAUACAUCAUAUAAAUGUGAAACGAAAUCUAUCGAAAACUGUUAGAUAUAUAUACUUCUCUAGUUCUCAUGGCGUGUACUAGUUAGUAUCAUUGUUACUGUUAAGCAAAUUUAGAUUUAUUGCAAAA